Molecule: messenger RNA, 1460 nt
Organism: Gopherus flavomarginatus (Mexican gopher tortoise)
Lineage: Eukaryota; Metazoa; Chordata; Testudines; Testudinidae
Gene: SUSD3
Product: sushi domain containing 3
Exons: 5
Coding region: 224-1027 (267 amino acids)
Cellular component (GO): plasma membrane
Source: RefSeq, a predicted model, not a curated record
CUGGGGGCGGGAGGGGCGAACCCAGCCCGGCUGCGCUCCCGCCGCGCCCGGGGCAGUCGGGACAGACCAGCGCGCCUGAGCCGGCAGCCGCCGCGUGUCCUGCUGGGCGACGAAUCGCUCCGCCUCCGAGGGGCUGCGGGGAGCUCGAGGCGGCGAGCCCUGCACCUGCGGGAAGAGCUCGCCUGGCUCAGCCCCAGCCCCAGCCCCAGCCUGGGCACCAGCCAUGCAAGCGGCCACCGCCUCCGGGCUGGACGUCUCGAGGGCGGGCGGGCCCCGAGAGGGCGGGCGCAAUGCCCCGAAUAACGACACAGGGCAGUGUAGCCAAAUCUUUCCCCCUCAGCUUGGCACGCUACAGAUAAUUCAUGGCGAUGGCACCGCUGUCGGAACGGUGAUAACAUUCCAGUGCUCUGCUCAGCACAUGCUUGUGGGACAGGGACUCGUAACCUGCAUAUGGAAGGGAGACAGUACACAGUGGACUGCUGGAGUUCCCUCAUGCAAACCCUUAUCGAAAUACGAAGCUUUUGGAUUUAAAGUAGCAGUGAUUGCCUCCAUUGUGAGCUGUGCCAUCAUCCUGCUGAUGUCUAUGGCUUUUUUGACCUGUUGUCUCAUCAAGUGUGUUAAGAAGAAUGAAAGGAGGAGAACUGAAAGGGAUAUGCAACUGUGGUACCAGCUCAGAAGUGAAGAACUGGAAAACAUGCAAGCGGCUUAUUUUGGUUUUAAAGGCAGAAAUAACAACAAUAAUAAACACUUCAGGAAUAAACCAGUAUUUGACGAUGGGACUAACCUGGCAUAUGACAAUGAAGGCUUCUGCAGAUUCCACCAAGAAUGGACUAGGGACAUUGCAGCUUCUGCAUGUGGCAGAGGAAAUGACUGUCAGCCCAACUUCAACACAAGCGAUAGUGCACCUAUUAAACAGUUACUGCCAGAACAUAACGUUCCAAUACAUACAGUGAGUACGAUACACGUUGAGGUCUAUAGACAUGACAAGGACAUUUACAAGAAACCCAUCUCUCAUAUCCCUGGAUAGUCAAUGUCAGAAACAAAUAAUUUGCUGUAUUGGACCAAAAUGAAAUCUGAUUAGAAAUAUGUGCCUUAAAGACUGCGUAGAAAACUACUUAAUUAUUCUUAUGAAUCUGAAAAUUUUAUACAUCAAGAUUAUUUUAAAAUGCUUCCAGAUUUAACUUAAAUAAAAUAAUGAAUGUUGAUGCUUACAAUAAGUAGCCAUUCUCUACCAAGUGCUAGAUAUCAUGGCAAGAAUAUAAUAUUCUCCUGUACAUACUAUAGAGAGAAAUGGUAACCAUUUGUAUAUUUGCUUCAUGUAAAGUCUCUGACAACAACGACACAUUCAUAUGACUGCAAACUUCUUUUAACCUGCGUUCUUUUUGUAAUCAUGCCAGAAAAAAAACGUAUUUUUGCACACACCUUUGAGAAUUACAAUAAAAUUUCUUUUUAAUGAAAAA